Carica papaya (papaya) is the source of this 1989-nucleotide messenger RNA. RefSeq names its product pentatricopeptide repeat-containing protein At2g02980, chloroplastic-like. NCBI's taxonomy places the organism in Eukaryota, Viridiplantae, Streptophyta, Magnoliopsida, Brassicales, Caricaceae. Gene Ontology annotation, biological process: RNA modification. Gene Ontology annotation, molecular function: protein binding; RNA binding. The record is from RefSeq and is a predicted model, not a curated record.
AAAAAUUUUAAUUACAGUGAUUCAAGUUAAUUAAUUUAAAGACUAAAAUAAAAUAAUUAAGAAGAUGGGCCAAGGCCUAAGUUUGGGCUGACUUCUUUAUGGGCUUUAUUCUUUUCUUUCAUCUUGAAAACUCGGUUUGGCCUCCAUGAUCAAAAUCAAAAUCUUCUUGAGCUCCAUCCAUGAAACCGAGAUGAGUAUUACAGCGAACAGAAUCUUCCAAUUCUUGAACAGCUGCUCCUAUCGCUGUCAUCUUCACCAAAUUCAAUCACAACUCAUCAUCCAAAACCUUCAAUCCGACACCACCAUUGCCGCCCACUUCAUCUCUGCUUGCCACUCACUGGGUCUCCUCUGUACGGCCCAUGAAUUCCUCUUCAUCCACCUCUAUAACCCUCAUGUCUUCAUCUGCAAUUCCCUCAUUCGAGCCUUCUCCCACGCCUGCAUUCCUCAUUUCCCUUACGCCAUCUACGCUAGCAUGCACGGCAACUCCAUCGUCACCAAUAAUUACACUUUCCCUUUUCUUUUCAAGUCGUUGGCCGACUUCAGUGAGCUGAAACGAGGACGGUCCGUGCAUACCCAUGUAGUCAAACUCGGUUAUCUUGCUGAUAUUUACGUGGGGAAUUCGCUGCUGAACGUUUACGCCUCGCGCGAAGGGGACAUGGAGUUGUGCCGCCAACUGUUCGAUGAAAUGCGUGAGAGAGAUGUUGUGUCGUUUACUGUUUUGAUUACUGGGUUUCGGAGAGCUGGGAAGUACGAUGAUGCGUUGAUUGGGUUUGAACAGAUGCUCUCCACGGGUGUGGUGCCAAAUCGUGUGACGAUGGUGAAUGCGCUGGCUGCGUGCGGGAGCUUUGGUGCCAUUGAUAUGGGUGUUUGGAUACAUGGAUUUAUAAAGAGAAAAGGGUGGGAAUUGGAUGUGAUUUUAGGGACUGCUUUGAUUGAUAUGUACGGGAAGUGUGGGAGGAUUGAAGAAGGCUUGAGUGUGUUCCAUAAGAUGAAGGAGAAGAAUAUCUUUACAUGGAAUGCAAUAAUCAAGGGACUCGCUCUGGCUAAAAAUGUAGAAGAAGCAGUUUUCUGGUUUACUAGAAUGAAGCAAGAAGGUUUCAUGGCGGAUAAAGUGACUUUGCUUGAGAUGCUCUGUGCCUGCUCCCAUUCUGGAUUUGUAGACAUGGGGAGACAGAUUUUUUGUUCAUUGAUCCAAGGCAAGUACGGAUUCUCACCUACUGCAAAACAUUACGCGGCCACGAUUGAUCUCUUAUCUCGCGCAGGGUGUCUUAAAGAUGCUUUCAGGAUCAUAAGAGGAAUGCCGUUUGAACCUACUAAAUCUAUGUGGGGUUCAUUGCUGUCUGGUUGUAGAACUCAUGGAAGCUUGGAAUUGAGUGAGUUUGCAGCUAAGAAGCUUGUAGAGUUGGAGCCGGAGAGUGGUGCAUACCAUGUUGCCCUCUCUAAUUUGUAUGCAGAAAUGGGAAGAUGGAAUGAUGUUGAAGAAGCUAGAGAAUUGAUGAAAGACAAGGGAUUCAACAAGGAACUCGGCUGCAGUUCCAUGGAACCUGAUCCCCAAAAUCAUGUUCAUGACUCUGAUGCUAUUAUUAAGAUGAAUACAUGUUCAUGACUCUAAUGUUAUUACUAAGAUCAGUAGGUGCUUGCCAUUUACGAUUACCGCAGUAUUAUAGCAUCCAUGGCAAAAAAAGAAGCCACUUAGCUAGGACCCAAGUGGUGAUACCUUUGUUUGACGGAACAGGAAAGUUUAAGUCCUUUUGGACUGAGUCUUCUGUAAAGGCGGCCUCAAAUCAAGAUUGAAGAAGAAGAGGAGAGGAAGAUGAACUAGUAUAAGAGAUUGAUUGUUCAUAUACAUAUAUAUAUACUGUGAUUAAUUCCUAAACUUUCUACCAAUUACCAUUUAGUUUAGGAAUUAUCUGAUUCCUCAAUUAGUUUGCAAACGGUGGAAUUGUUUGAAUCUAAAUAUACCUGUUCUUGUCCCAGAUGGGACACAUA